Colius striatus (speckled mousebird) is the source of this 1391-nucleotide messenger RNA. RefSeq names its product AP-1 complex subunit mu-2-like. Lineage: Eukaryota; Metazoa; Chordata; Aves; Coliiformes; Coliidae. Gene Ontology annotation, biological process: intracellular protein transport; vesicle-mediated transport. Gene Ontology annotation, molecular function: clathrin-cargo adaptor activity. The record is from RefSeq and is a predicted model, not a curated record. Gene Ontology annotation, cellular component: clathrin-coated vesicle; clathrin adaptor complex.
GGCGGCGCCGGGCGCAGCCUUCACCUGCCUCAGGUGCCGCCAUGGCCUCGGCCGUGUCCAUCCUGGACCUCAAGGGCAAGCCCCUCCUGAGCCGCAGCUACCGGGGGGACGUGGGGCCGGAGCCCCUGGAGCGCUUCAUGGCGCUGCUGCUGCAGGAUGAGGCCACGGGCACGCUCAGCCCCGUCCUGAGCCACGGCCACGUCCAUCUGCUCUGGAUCAAACACUCCAACCUCUACUUGGUGGCCACGACCACCAGGAACAGCAACGUGUCCCUGCUCUACGCCUUCCUCUACAAGGUGGUGCAGGUUUUCUGUGAGUACUUCAAGGAGCUGGAGGAGGAGAGCAUCAGGGACAACUUUGUCAUCAUCUACGAGCUCCUGGAUGAGCUGAUGGACUUUGGCUUCCCCCAGACCACAGACAGCAAGAUCCUGCAGGAGUACAUCACCCAGGAGGGGAACAAGCUGGAGAGGGGCAGGCCGGGGGUGCCCAGCACGGUGACCAACGCCGUGUCCUGGCGCUCCGAGGGCAUCAGGUACAAGAAGAACGAGGUUUUCAUCGAUGUCAUCGAGGCUGUGAACCUGCUGGUGAGUGCCAGUGGCAGUGUGCUGCUGAGUGAGGUGCUGGGGAGCAUCAGGCUGAAGGUUUUCCUCUCGGGGAUGCCGGAGCUGCGCCUGGGGCUCAACGACCGCGUCCUGUUCGAGCUGACGGGCCGGGGCACAAACAAGUCGGUGGAGCUGGAGGACGUGAAGUUCCACCAGUGUGUCCGUCUGUCCCGCUUCGACAGCGACCGCACCAUCUCCUUCAUCCCCCCCGACGGCGACUUUGAGCUCAUGUCCUAUCGCCUCAACACCCAGGUGAAGCCGCUCAUCUGGAUUGAGUCGGUCAUCGAGAAGUUCUCCCACAGCCGAGUGGAGAUCAUGGUCAAGGCCAAAGCCCAGUUCAAGAAGCAGUCAGUGGCCAACGGGGUGGAGAUCUCGGUGCCGGUGCCCAGCGACGCCGACUCGCCCAAGGUCAGGACCAGCGCGGGCUCAGCCCGCUACCUGCCGGAGAGGAACCUGCUCAUCUGGAGCAUCAAAUCCUUCCCAGGGGGGAAGGAGCAUCUGCUGCGAGCUCGCUUCGGGCUGCCCAGCGUGGAGAAGGAGGAGGAGGAGGGACGGGCGCCCAUCUCAGUGCGCUUUGAGAUCCCCUACUUCACCGUGUCAGGCAUCCAGGUGCGGUACAUGAAGAUCAUCGAGAAGAGCGGUUACCAGGCGCUGCCCUGGGUGCGCUACAUCACCCAGAGCGGGGACUACCAGCUCCGCACCGCCUAAGAGCAGCUUCCCGCCCCUCCAGGACUUCACCCCCCUCCCCCCCAGCCCACCGUCCCCCCCAUAAAGAUGAAGCUGAGACCA